UAUAGGGCCGUACUCCGGCAUCUCCGACGGAGCGUGGUGUCUGGUUCCCGGCCCCGAGGUUAUGCACUGGGGUGAUGGUUUCGCCGGCUGGCGCCAGGCUCUUCCCGCAUUCGGGAGGGAACCCGUUCAUCAGCCUCCUCCUCUUCCUCCUCCUCCUGCUGCUCUGGCCCGGCAGUGGGUCUCUGCCUCGCCGCCGGCCCGCGGGGCCGCCCGUGGUGUUGGUUCCGGGAGACUUGGGCAAUCAGUUGGAAGCAAAGUUAGAUAAACCAUCAGUAGUGCACUAUCUCUGCUCUAAGAAGACAGACAGUUAUUUUACACUCUGGCUGAACUUAGAAUUGCUUCUUCCUGUCAUCAUUGACUGCUGGAUUGAUAAUAUCAGGCUGGUAUACAAUCGAACAAGUAAGAUUACAGAACCACCAGAUGGAGUGGAUAUCAGAGUCCCAGGUUUUGGGCAGACAUUUUCUUUGGAGUUCCUUGACCCAAGUAAAAGAAGCGUUGGCAGUUACUUUUAUAUGCUGGUCCAGAGUUUAGUAGACUGGGGCUAUAAACGUGAUGAAGAUGUAAGAGGAGCACCUUAUGACUGGCGGAAGGCACCAAAUGAGAACAGAGACUAUUUUGUGGCUCUUCGUAAGAUGAUAGAGUUAAUGUAUGAGCAGUAUGGAAGUCCGGUUGUCUUAAUUGCCCACAGUAUGGGUAACAUGUACACCCUCUACUUUCUCAACAAUCAGACUCAAGAUUGGAAAGACAAGUACAUAAAGGAUUAUGUGUCAUUAGGCGCUCCAUGGGGAGGAGUGGCUAAAACUCUCCGUGUGCUGGCUUCAGGUGACAACAACAGAAUACCUGUUAUCAGUUCACUCAAGAUCAGAGACCAGCAGAGAUCAGCGGUUUCCACUAAUUGGAUGCUCCCGUACAACUACACAUGGCCUCCAGAUAAGGUAUUUGUGAGAACACCUACAGCUAAUUACACUCUUAGAGAUUACCAGAAAUUCUACAGGGACAUAAAUUUUGAAGAUGGCUGGCUCAUGAGACAAGACACUGAACCCUUGGUCUACCGGAUGACACCACCUGGUGUGCGCAUACACUGUCUUUAUGGUACUGGUGUGGAAACACCAGAUUCCUUCCAUUAUGAAAGUUUUCCAGACAAGGAACCCAAGAUCUUUUACAGUGAUGGGGAUGGUACAGUAAACUUACAGAGUGCCUUGCAAUGUCAAAAGUGGGUGAACAUGCAAAAACAGAAAGUGGUGGUUUUUGAGCUUUCAGGAAAUGAGCAUAUUCAAAUGCUAUCCAAUGAUACUACUAUCUCCUAUGUGAAAAAGCUACUUUUUGAUUUGUGACACCUUGUGUUCUUUUCCUCACCUGUGAUGCCUUCCCUUAAAUAUGGGGAAAAUGCCUUUUAAUCUCUGGUAUUUAGAUAUUUGAAUUAUUUAUUUUGUGGGGAUUUUUUUAAGGCUCUGUUUGAGAAGUUGUUUGGUGUCCUAAAUGAUUGUUUGUCUCUGAUUUGUGUUUAUGAUGCUUCAUGGUAUUUUCAUGUUCUGCAGAUUUGGUCAGAUAAGCAUUUUGGUGCCUCUGGUGCUUGUGUCCAGUAUUAUACAGCCUUUUGCUUGGAGAUUGUGCAGCCUGUGCACAUACUAAAUUGUAUCAGAUGCCUGAGUUCCUGUGUGUGACUGUCUAUUUGCAGGGUUUGGAGUGAGAGGGCAAGGAAAGAUUGCAGGUUCAGAUGCCCAUAAAACAAGGUAAUGAUACUAACAAUUGAGAAGCACAGUAGACUUUUUAAAAUGUCUUCCAUAUUCUCAUUCACAGUUUCCAGCACUUUACUUUGUAAAUGUGCACAUCUACUAGGUAAAAUAGGGAAGACCUCUGCCUGGUACUGUACUACCUUUGUCAUAAUCUAGACAUGCUUUUAUUACAGCUUUUUGGGAAGAGAGAGAGAUGUGUAAAUUACUUCAAUUUCUUAAAUACCUUUAAUUUAUAUUUUUUUCUUUUUAAGAAGGAAAAAUUUUUUGCUUGUGAACUUCGAGAAUGUGAUUAUAUAAAAUCUGGAGCCUGAAGAAUUCUCAUCUUGUGCUUUAUUUAUCGUAGAGGGAAAGAAGCUGAACAGUGGUUGGUGCUUGCAAUAGCCUUAGCGGUGUGGAGUAGUAGAUAAAUUAAAGCUAAUUGAAUGCUGUCAAACAAUCCCUGUGGUGCAGAAUUGCAUUUCUGGGUGAAAGAUGAUCUCCUGUAGUAGAAAUGAUAAUGGAUGAUGGGCAUUAGUUCAAAAAGAAAAGUGAACUUCCUGAAAUGGGGUGAGGAAUAGAAGCCAGCAUAAUAAAGAAUGAAGUGUAUAAACCUUGUUCUCAGUCAGAUACUUAGGCUCUGAUCCACUUAUUGACCAAGUAUUAAUUGGACCAACACUACAUUCAGUUGAAAAUAAACUUUACAUUUUAAGACUGAAAUUCAUUUCCCAUAGGUUACAAGUCUCAUUGUUGCCGCUUCGAGAAGUUGGGAUACACUGUUUCUUAAAUCAUAGAAUCAUAGAAUAGUUAGGGUUGAAAAGGACCUCAACAUCAUCUAUUUGCAACCCCCCUGCCAUGGGCAGGGGCACCUCACACUAGACUGUCCAAAGCUCUGUCCAACCUGGCCUUGAACAUGGCCAGGGAUGAAGCAUUCACCACUUCUUUAGGCGGAUACAACUUCUUUAGAAAGAUACAACUUCUUCCUUGUAUCUAACCUGAACUACCCCUGGUUAAGUUUAAGCUCAUUACCCCAUGUUACUGGCAUUGUUCCACCUCUCAAAUGUGUGAAAGGCCACUCUGGAUUGCAUUGCUUCCCUCCACUGUAUCAACUAAACCACACAGCUUAGUGUCAUUGUCAAAUGUUUCUAUAAAUUGCUGAACAUGCAAUUCUGGUAAUUCUUACAGCACCAUUUCACUAAAUAUUAAAAAAAUUAAAAAAAAUCUAACUCUGAACUCCACAGAAAUGAUAGCCUAAAAGCUAUCAUAUUUACAGCCUUGAUUACAGAAGUCUUGUCGAAGAAAUAGUUGCAUUCAAAGAUUCUCUUUUGCUUGCUUUAAAACCAGUCAUCCAGAUAGACUCUGCUUAGUUUUCUGAAAACACAAUUCUGAAUGCUUCCAAAAUGCUAGGUCCUCCAAGGAAGGUGUUCUAAGAAGUUCAGGAACUCACCAGAACUAUUGAGGAUUUCUUACUUUGGAAACUGAAGUUGUCUAAGUGGUGAAGUUUUUAACUAUUUUAGUAACAAGCAUUACAUAUUUGCUGCCAUUAAAUGCAUAUGUUGAAAUGGCAGGCUUGGAAUUCUGUUAUUGUAGACUGCAAACACUUUAGUGCAGGAGAUAGGACUAAGGCUUUAUGUUUUGAUUCAAAAAUGACUUGUAAAUCCAGAGCAAUUUGAACUAGGAUCAUUGAUAAGCUAAUUAUCUUAGGUUUUUAACUUCCUUCAGUUUCCCCCUGCAUUUUCCCUAUUACUUUUGUUUAUCUUGUCCUCAGUUGCACAGAAACUUACUGUUCAGCAGCAAUAUUACCCAGACUUUUCCAGAAUGAGAACUUGGCUGCAGUAAGCCACUUGUAACUGGUAACUGUUGAAAACAAAAACAAACCCCUGAAACCCGCAAACUAAAAAGCACAACAACAGAAAACCCACAUAAAAAAGUUCUUUAGCCAAGUAUUCUGUUUUAUGUAGGGCUGUCAUCUGGAUAUGCAUCAGUCUUGUGUUCUAAGACUGCUCAAAGACUUCCUCCUGUGGUCUGACUCAAUUGUUAAAUACAUUGCUAUGUUACUAUUUUGCAAUGGGAUGAAAUUACAGAAGACAACUCAUCACAAUCUCUAUUUCUUGCUGAAGUAGAAUGCCUGUUAAUAAGCACUGGAAUGAGCGGAGCAGGAGGCUGUAUAGCAGGAUACUAACAUGGACAUGAAGGGCUGAGAAAAUGAAAUGUAAAUAGUUCUUAACCUGAUCUGGAGACUGUUUUCUAAGCUUCCAUUAAUCAGUGUAAUUUUCAAUUUUAUACUGAGAGUUUAGCUUCAGGGUUUUUUGUGAUUUGAAGUUCCAAAAUACAUGAUUCCAAAAGAUGCUUUUUCUUUUCUAAUUUUCUUUUUAACUACUUUUAAUAUUACUUUGCAUCCCAAAAGAGGUGGGGAGAAAAAAAAUCUGUCUUACCAGUUCUGGCAGCCUAGUACAGUGUUUCUGAAAUCGGUUGACUACAUCUUUUAACCUAAAGAUUUGUAAAUCAGCAUUCCAUUAGUGGACAAGCCCUGAAGUAUGUCUCUGUAAAUAAACUUGUGUUAGUUAACCUGGUAAAAUUAAGCUCAAAGUUUUACAGGGUGGGGUUUUUUUGUUUUGUUUGUUUGUUUGUUUGCUUUGUGGAUUUUGGGGGGGGUUGUUUGGUUUUUGUUUUUGCUGUUUUUUUGUUUUGGUUUUUGGGUGGGAGUUUUUCUGUGUUUUGUUCAUUUUGUUUUUAAUAUUGUUUGUAAUUAUAUAACCUUGUUGUGCAAGAGUAUGUGUACCUAAGUACUGUGUUAGAGCAAGCAUGGUGCUUCUGGUGAGAUAUGGUUUGUAUGUGAAGGUUUUCCAGUUUCAUGUCCAUAAGUUGUGAUUUUUCUUCCAAAUCAUCUUCAGCCUUUUAAUUUUCAGUUUCUUGCAUAUUAGGAUGAAGUUCUCAUUGAAAAGUUGAAUGCAGCAAGUAAACUCCAAUUCUAGUAAUUGAAAAUGAACUACUCCACUCAGCAUGUUGCAAAGUGCUUACUCACUAUGGCAUGUUCUCUACAAGGCAAGAAUCUUUAGCAUUACUGUUACAGGUCUGCUAGAGCUAUGUGCACUUGAGCACUCUAGAUUCUUAUGGGGAAGAGGUCUAAAGAAGUAAAUACAGGAGGCAAAUGUCUUCCUUAAGAGGAGUAACUGGGGUGCUUUGUCACACUACACAGCUGAAAUGUUUGAAUUUACUGACAUUUCUUUGUUAUACCCAACGUAUAUUGAUGACGUGUCUUUCUCUUUCCAUAGUUUUUACUUGUUUUUAUUCUUCCAGCAUAUUUUCAGAAACCAAAAAUUGUCUUGAGGACCAAAUGUGUUUCUUGUUUUUGACUUAAUGUAUAGAAAAUACUGAGGAAGCUUUUGUUGUAACACUUCGGAGGAGGUUCAGAGUCACUAUGUGAUUCUGUUUAAAAAGAGAAGGCUUCAAUAACUAGCAAUAAUUGCAAAGGACUUGCAGACCAAAGGAAGGAAUGUUUGGUAUUAAGGUAGUUCUUGGAGCACAGUGUGUUCAAGGCCCUCUUAAAUUCAGGGAAUGUUUGGCAAUGACUUUGCUGCUCUACACUUAACAGUAUUUUGUAUGGAAUGUAUUCUGAGACCUAGCAUUUUAUAUGCUCUUUUUGUGUAUGAAUGUGUUCAAUAGAUUUUGAAUAUUUUAUUGUCAAACUUUGAUAACAUAAUAAAGUUGAUCUGAUAUAGUUUGUCUCCUGA
Melopsittacus undulatus (budgerigar) is the source of this 5446-nucleotide messenger RNA. RefSeq names its product phospholipase A2 group XV (gene PLA2G15). The record is from RefSeq and is a predicted model, not a curated record. Gene Ontology annotation, cellular component: lysosome. The transcript is spliced from 6 exons. NCBI's taxonomy places the organism in Eukaryota, Metazoa, Chordata, Aves, Psittaciformes, Psittaculidae. Bases 75 to 1334 code for a protein of 419 amino acids. Gene Ontology annotation, biological process: phosphatidylcholine metabolic process; ceramide metabolic process.